UUAAUGGCCGUUAUGUUAAUUCCUCUUUGUCUACGUUCAAAGCAACGUUUCCAAGUAAACCAUAGGCAAAUUUUCAACUAUAUCAGCGUGGCUGGAAGCGAACGUUAUCACCCCUAAUCUAUCAGAAGAAAGGUAUUUUUGAUGGGUUAACUGGAAGAAUAAGGUCAAAGCAAAGCCAGGUUUAUCGAUCAUAGAAAAGAAUCAGCAGCUAAAUUCCACAGAACUAAGUAAAUAAUAAUCGAUAUGGAAACUAAAGAUGUUAAAACAUUCCACCAGUGUGUUGUAUGUGAUGAGAUUUUCCAACAAUAUGAUGAUUUAGAAAAACAUAAUAAAAUACAUGUUAAAGAAGCGAAAACUGAUGAAUAUUGUCAUGUUAAAAAAGAGAAAACUGAUGAUGCAGAUGAAUAUUGUCAUGUUAAAGAAGAGAAAACUGAAGAUAUUGAAACAGUUUAUCAGUGUAAUUUAUGUGAUGAAGAAUUUAAAUCGGAUACUGAUUUAGAGAAACAUUGUGAAUUACAUGUGGAAGAAGAGUUGAAAGCUGAUAAUGAUAGUGAUGUAGGCCUACAAUCAGCUGACGGUGAAACUGCAACAAAACGUUUUAAAUGUAAUGUUUGUAGUAAAUUAUUUAUUCAUAAUAGUGGCCUACAAACACACAUGAGAAUUCAUACUGGUGAAAAGCCAUAUAAAUGCGAUGUUUGUGGUAAAUCAUUUCCACAGAGUAGUCAUAUAUACAGGCAUAUGAAAAUCCAUACUGGCGAGAAAUCUUAUCAUUGUGAUGUUUGUAAUAAGUCGUUUAGUUUUAGCCAAGGUUUACAAUAUCAUAUGAGAACGCAUACAGGUGAAAAACCUUAUAAAUGUGAUGUUUGUAGUAAAUCCUUUGCACAGAAUUACACUCUACAGUCACACAUUAGAAUUCAUACUGGUGAAAAACCUUAUAAGUGUGAUAUUUGUAGUAAAUCAUAUAGACAAAGUUGUAGUCUACGGCAACACGUGAGAACUAAUUGUGGAUCACUAACAGACAGAAUAAAGCUUCCGAAAAUGAAUACUUUUACUGGUGAAAAACCUAUUAAGUGUGAUGUUUGUAGUAAAUCAUAUACUGAACGAAGUACUCUACGGAAGCACAUGAGAAUUCAUACGGGUGAGAAGCCCUUUCAAUGUGGAGUUUGUAGUCGAUCAUUCACCGAGAGUGGUUCUCUUCAUAGACACAUGAAAAUCCAUACAGGGGAAAAACCUUAUAAAUGUGAUGUUUGUAGUAAAUCAUUUCCGUUGCAUGGUUCUCUUCGGAGACAUUUGAGAACUCACACCGGCGAGAAACCCUUUAAAUGUGAUGUUUGUAGUAAAUCAUAUACUGAACGAGGUACUUUACGGAAACACAUGAUUAUUCAUAUUUGAGAAAUCUUAUAAAUGUGAUGUUUCUAGUACUUUUAGAAAAUACAAUCUUACCAUGCGGAAGACGUUAUAUUACGCCUGGUCGAGGAAAUCUAAUUGAAGGGAGACAACUCUAUUUACUGUUAGUUUUAUUAUGGUAUAAGACCACUCAAAUUUGUAUUCAGAAAAAAAUAGGCCCACAAAUGACGUUUUUCGUCAAAUUAAUUACGCAAUAGGGGGUAGUUAACGUCAAAUUAAUUACACAGUUAAGGGGUUAAUGAUAUAAAAAUAAGGAAUUAUUUUUUAAUUCUAAUUUCCACUUCAAAAUUUGGUCAAUUUAAAUCAACAUUGAUGUUGUUAUCUUAUCGUGAAAAGUUGGGCGUCUGAUAUCAAAUAUUUAAAACAAAAAGGAAAUUUCUUUGAGCACGAGUUGUAUGAAUCGAGGCUAAACAUAUCCCAUGUACAGUUCGUCCCAAACACUAUGAAAUUGCUAAGAUGUAACGUAAUUUUUCGCUCAAUUUCCCCACAAUUUUUUGCUCAAUCUCCUUUCGAUUUUCCACUAAUAUUCGUUUGGAAACAUUAUGUUUCCAGAGGAAAACACCAUCUUAUCCCAGGCUUUACGACUAGGAAUUCGCCAGCGUUUAAUAUUUUAUAACCAGUAAUAAUCUACAUCAAGACAUAAACGACCUGUUCUGUUUUACCGAAA
This is a messenger RNA of Patella vulgata (common limpet), 2074 nucleotides long. Its product is annotated as zinc finger protein 239. Gene Ontology annotation, molecular function: DNA-binding transcription factor activity, RNA polymerase II-specific; RNA polymerase II cis-regulatory region sequence-specific DNA binding. NCBI's taxonomy places the organism in Eukaryota, Metazoa, Mollusca, Gastropoda, Patellidae. The transcript is spliced from 2 exons. The record is from RefSeq and is a predicted model, not a curated record. Gene Ontology annotation, biological process: regulation of transcription by RNA polymerase II. The coding region runs from base 244 to 1392 and encodes 382 amino acids.